AUGGCAACUGGAGGUAUACUUCUGGUUCAACCGGAAAAUCUUCUGUCGUUUGAGCUGCUGGGGAUCGAUUAUUUGCUGUCUCGAGACUUAACUUCCGACUCCCUGGAUCCCUCGAUGUAUGAUAUUGGUAGAUCGAUGAUUGACACGCAACAGUGGCUAUACCAAAACUCCAGAGAUAUUCUCGAUGAGUCAGAUGAGAUCUUGAGUGUCAGAUUUGAGCUUAUCUAUACGCUCGGUAAUCAACAGAAUCUUGAAUUCAGCCCAGAUCGUUGGUCAAUCAUUCAAGACGUUCUAGGUAUACUUUCUGAACAAGCUCGAGAGAAGCCUCAAGGUCUUGAAGUCAUAGAAAGAUCGGCCAGGGCGUUUCCACGGAUUCGUAUAUUACAAGAGGCUGCUGGAGAAAAUCUACUCAUCAAUACCGCACGAUUAAUUUGCAGAGACGGAAUGUCUUCCUUAGCGACGUGGACGUUUUCGGAAAAAGAACGGAACACUGUCUUUGAGUAUCUCACGGAUCCUCACAUGCCUAGCCAUCGGGCAGCAAUCCUUGAGUCGAGGGUGUUUGAGUCGAGAUUCACCAAGAUGACCCUGCUUCUGCUCCGAGGGUUAUUUGCGGCCGGUGUCCUAGAGUAUGUCUUUGCCAAGAAGAGAUGGCGAGUCAAUUACGGGCUUGAUCUAAGCUCGCGGUCCCUUACCACGCCAAGGAUAAUUGCCAGAUCUGAGUUCAGUCAUCCUGAUACAGCUAUAGCACUAACAUGCCUUUCUUAUUACUACGGUGGCCUGUCAGACGAACAGAUCCAUGACAGUUUCGAAGAACUACUUCUCUCUGAUCAUCCCCAGGAAGACUAUGUACAAUGGAUCCAAUAUUGCAAGAAUCUGCCGGAAUCUUUCACGCAAUUAACUGGAGUGAAUCUCAAGGACAAAGUCCAAUGUUCGAGCAAACUUUUUCCUGCCCUUCGAUGGUCAAAAGCUCUCAUAGACUAUUAUCUGGAACGCCUCGUGUUUCCAAAGGAACUGAAAGAAUUCAGUAGCAAGUUGUCCAGCUCCGGAUGGGAAAUUGCUCGAGAGAAAAAGCACCCUACGACAGGCUUUAGCGGUACUAACGACAGCAAAUAUAUGCUCCCUACUCCGAUCAAACAGUGUGAGCUCGCUGAGCAACUGUCGACCAAUGCUGAAGUUCUCAAUUGUCUCUUGCAGCCUGAGAACAGCUUCGACACAGAAUACACCCUCAAACUGGAGACACUUGAUGCGAAAGCCCUUCUUGACAUAGCAAUCAACAUGGUACCAUCAAUUUGUGUGCUUCUGGAUGUAGGUGCUCAACUUCUUGAAGACAAUGAAAAAAUUGCGACAGAUUGGCUUGGACUCGUCUCUGCCGAUGAUGCUCAGGCGGUCAUUUUCUUUCACGACAAUGACCUCUUUGUCUUGAAUCGAGACGGCAUGAAGGAACCUCUACUGGUUUCACCCUUUGCGAAGCAGAUAGACCGAUGUUUAGUGUAUCUCGAUGAGGCUCAUAUUCGUGGAACCGAUCUGAAGUUACCUGCUGACUAUCGUGCCAUCGUAACCCUUGGACCUGACCUCAAUAAAGAUAGACUUGCCCAAGCUUGUAAACGCCUGCGACGUCUUGGAUCUGGGCAAUCAGUUGUCUUCUGUGGCCCGCUGGAAGUGCAGCUAAAGAUUCUUGAGUGUAGUGGCAAGAAUGACGCAAGACUUAUCGAGGUUGAAGAUGUGCUCUUCUGGACGAUACACAAUUCCUGGGAAUUUACUAAAAAAGGUAUGCCUCUUUGGGCAACUCAAGGUAUGAGACAUUAUCGCCGACGGGCUGCAUGCGACCUAUCCGGGGCAAUUCCUCGAAUACCAAUCGGUGUUUUAGAGCCAGAAGCUCUAACGUUGGACGAACGUUACGGCCUUGACAGAACCUCAAUAGACGAAGGAAUUGUAUGCCGCAAUCGAUUGAAGGUUGAUAGUGAUCUCACGAGAGCCGAGCUUGCUUCUAUCCGUUCAAAGUGUCGGGAGUUCGGUCUGAAUACUUUCGGAGAUUCGGACCUUCAUGAGGAACAAGAAAGAGAGCUACAUUCAGAGAACGAACGCGAGCAACAAAUUGAGCCUCCUCCUCCUACGAGGCCUUACAAGCACAAUUUACAUGCAAGCAUUCGACAGCUAAUCCUCACGGGAGAGCUGAAGUCUGAGGAGGGUUUCGAACAAGCUUUUAACGUCUUUCGUCUCACCCGUGCUAGAGAAGGGCUUGAUGUAAACGAUUGGCCCGGAAAUCUACUCAUGUCCCAAGAUUUUGCAACUACUGUACAAAUCACCAACGAAGGAAACACCGACUCAUUCUUGCGUCCCGUUCACUGGAUCUUAUCUUUCAAGGGCCCAAACCGCGAGCCUAGAUACAUGAUCUUGAGUCCCUUCGAAGUCCAAGAGUUGUUGCCCCAGAUGAGAGGUCAGAAUCGAGUUCGUCUGCAUGUCUACUCUCCUCGUUUGAGCCUCUCAAACCGCAGUCUCGAAGAUUUAUCCUUUUGUGCCGUCCCACCUGUUCCGGAUGAUUGGUCCGUUCCGACAAUUUCCACAACCCUCAACCUCUUUGCUGGCCAACUAUAUCUUCGCGACCCAGAAGAGUACCGCACACUCUGUCGAUUCCUGGGUGUCCGCUCCCAACACUCACGCCAAGGAGUUGAUAUCAAUACAAAUGGCUUUAUCUCUAUCGAAACACGCCAUCUUCAAGACGACGAGACGGCCGCCAUUUGUAGAUUUACUAGUAAUCCCAUCGACUUCCUACGUCUUGUGACAACGUUCCGUAGACUAGGACAAACCUUUGCGAGUUCGCAUAUGGGCAAGCUUCUCAGUGGGAGAUUGGUUAGGGAUAUGGACUUUGAAGUUGCCGCGAGAGCUGAAGAGGUUGAUGAUCCAAUGGAUGUGGAUGAGAUCAAGUCAGAAGAGGGUCUCUUCGUAGAUUGA
Mollisia scopiformis is the source of this 2952-nucleotide messenger RNA. RefSeq lists its product as uncharacterized. Lineage: Eukaryota; Fungi; Ascomycota; Leotiomycetes; Helotiales; Mollisiaceae. The transcript is spliced from 10 exons. The coding region runs from base 1 to 2952 and encodes 983 amino acids. The record is from RefSeq and is a predicted model, not a curated record.